AGGGUGGAUUGGGGGGGUGCGGGGGGUGGGGUGAAAUAAAAAACAAAACAAAAACAAACAAAACAAAACAAAAACUGGAAUACAUAAACCCUAUUUAGCUCAGCUAAACACAAUUCUGCAGUGUUACCAAUUUAACAACAGAGAUGACAGUGGUAGCAGGUGAUAACAUGGAUGAGACGUCAGCCUUGCCCGGGCACCCUCAAGACAGCUAUCAACAUUCUGACCUCGAUGACCACGAGUGCUGCGAGAGAGUGGUCAUCAACAUAGCCGGGCUGCGUUUUGAAACUCAGCUUAAGACGCUAGCCCAGUUCCCCAACACAUUACUGGGCAACCCCAAGAAAAGAAUGCAGUAUUUUGAUCCCCUGAGAAAUGAGUAUUUCUUUGACAGAAACCGUCCCAGUUUCGACGCUAUCCUCUACUAUUACCAAUCGGGAGGACGACUGAGAAGGCCUGUGAAUCUACCUUUGGAUAUGUUUACAGAAGAGAUCAAGUUUUACGAGCUCGGUGAGGAGGCAAUGGAAAAAUUUCGCGAGGAUGAGGGUUUUGUCAAAGAGGAAGAGCGCCCUUUGCCGGAGAAAGAAUUCCAACGACAAAUCUGGCUUUUGUUUGAACACCCUGAAAGCUCAGGUCCAGCUAGGGGAAUCGCUAUAGUAUCUGUUAUGGUAAUUCUGAUUUCAAUCGUCAUAUUCUGUUUGGAAACUCUACCUGAACUAAAAGAAGACCCUGCGGGCAGGAUACACACUGUGGGGAAUAUGACCUACUAUUACAAACCAAAUAUCUUUACCGACCCUUUCUUCAUCGUGGAGACGCUCUGCAUAAUCUGGUUCUCUUUUGAGUUGAUUGUCAGGUUUUUCGCUUGCCCCAGCAAAGCAGAAUUCUUUAAGGACAUUAUGAACUUUAUUGACAUCGUGGCCAUUAUCCCCUAUUUCAUCACGCUGGGCACUGAGCUGGCAGAAGAAGAGGAUGGAAAAGAACAGAAGGGAGAGCAGGCAACAUCGCUGGCCAUCCUCAGGGUUAUUCGUCUGGUCAGGGUUUUCCGAAUCUUUAAGCUGUCUAGACACUCCAAGGGGCUGCAGAUUUUGGGACAGACCCUCAAAGCCAGUAUGCGAGAACUGGGGCUGUUGAUUUUCUUCCUUUUCAUUGGUGUUAUCCUGUUCUCCAGCGCAGUGUACUUUGCUGAAGCCGAGGAGAAAGAGUCUUACUUUUCCAGCAUCCCAGAAGCAUUCUGGUGGGCUGUGGUUUCCAUGACCACUGUUGGCUAUGGGGACAUGUAUCCAGUAACUAUUGGGGGUAAAAUCGUGGGAUCAUUGUGUGCCAUUGCUGGAGUGUUGACGAUUGCUUUACCUGUACCUGUGAUCGUAUCCAACUUUAAUUACUUCUAUCACAGAGAGACUGAAGGGGUAGAGCAGGCUCAGUUACUGCGUGUUAGUACCCCCAACUUAGCUUCUGACAGUAAUUCAAGUCGUCGCAGUUCAUCCGCCAUCAGCAAGUCUGAGUAUAUGGAAAUUGAGGAGGACAUGAACAACAGUAUAGACAAUUUAAGAGAUGCAAAUCUCAGAACUGGCAACUGCACUGUAGCCAACCAAAACUGUGUUAAUAAAAACAAGCUGCUGACUGAUGUUUAACAAAACAAUCAAA
This is a messenger RNA of Polyodon spathula (Mississippi paddlefish), 1638 nucleotides long. Its product is annotated as potassium voltage-gated channel subfamily A member 1. Gene Ontology annotation, molecular function: protein binding; delayed rectifier potassium channel activity. The coding region runs from base 144 to 1625 and encodes 493 amino acids. NCBI's taxonomy places the organism in Eukaryota, Metazoa, Chordata, Actinopteri, Acipenseriformes, Polyodontidae. The record is from RefSeq and is a predicted model, not a curated record. Gene Ontology annotation, cellular component: synapse; juxtaparanode region of axon; voltage-gated potassium channel complex. Gene Ontology annotation, biological process: potassium ion transmembrane transport; protein homooligomerization. The transcript has a single exon.